This is a messenger RNA of Oppiella nova, 666 nucleotides long. The record is from the annotation of a GenBank genome assembly. Lineage: Eukaryota; Metazoa; Arthropoda; Arachnida; Sarcoptiformes; Oppiidae.
AUGUCAUCGAAAGUGACAAAAGACACUCUGUUUGAGUGCGUGAACGGAGUGUUGGAAUCAUCCAAAGGUGAUAACGACGGCAAGAAGAGGAAGUUCUUGGAGACGGUUGAGCUACAGAUCGCCCUCAAGAACUACGACCCGCAGAAGGACAAGCGUUUCAGCGGAACGGUUAAGUUGAGACACAUUCCGCGGCCGAAGUUCAGGAUCUGUGUGUUGGGCGAUCAGCAGCACUGCGAUGAGGCCUCGGCCAACAGCCUGCCAUUCAUGGACGCGGAGGCCCUGAAGAAGUUGAAUAAGAAUAAGAAGUUAGUGAAGAAGUUGGCCAAAAGCUACGACGCCUUCCUGGCCUCGGAGUCGCUCAUCAAACAGAUCCCGCGUCUGUUAGGCCCCGGACUCAACAAAGCCGGCAAAUUCCCGACCCUUUUGACGCAUAACGAGAAUAUGAUGGCCAAAGUGGACGAAGUGAAGGCUACUAUCAAACUCCAGAUGAAGAAAGUGUUGUGUCUGGCGGUGGCCGUCGGACACGUGGACAUGUCGUCUGACGAAUUGGCGCAGAACAUCAACUUAACCAUCAAUUUCUUGGUGUCGCUCCUCAAGAAGAACUGGCAGAACAUCCGUUCCCUUCACAUCAAGUCAACAAUGGGUCCGCCGCAGAGACUCUACUAA